This is a messenger RNA of Ceraceosorus guamensis, 697 nucleotides long. RefSeq names its product putative myosin regulatory light chain cdc4. Lineage: Eukaryota; Fungi; Basidiomycota; Exobasidiomycetes; Ceraceosorales; Ceraceosoraceae. The transcript is spliced from 5 exons. Gene Ontology annotation, molecular function: calcium ion binding. Gene Ontology annotation, cellular component: myosin II complex. Gene Ontology annotation, biological process: mitotic actomyosin contractile ring assembly. The record is from RefSeq and is a predicted model, not a curated record. Bases 146 to 568 code for a protein of 140 amino acids.
CCCCUGUCAAGCUCGCUCAACCAACAACCACAAUCUCGCAGAUCACACACAGACUCACGACUGUCACUCUAGACAAUUUUAACCUUCAUCGCUUGAGUCAGCACCGCAUACACCCUGUCUACUGCCAAGCAGACAAUAUCGCAUCAUGUCGGACGCAGAGUACAAGGAGGCUUUCGCUCUCUUCGACAAGAAGGGUACUGGUCACAUUGCGAGGGAGAGCUUGGGAGAUCUGCUUAGAGCCCUUGGACAGAACCCGACUCAGGCUGAGGUCGCAGAGCUGGCUGCCAGCACCGGAAAGGAUGUGGACUUCAAGACAUUCCUCGACAUUCUUCACAGGCCCAAUGGCUUCAAGCCGGCAGGAACUCCAGAGGAGUUCAUCCGAGGCUUUCAAGUGUUUGACAAGGAGGGUAACGGGUUCAUCGGAGCAGGGGAGCUGCGCUACGUGCUUACUUCGCUGGGAGAGAAGCUGACGGAUGAGGAGGUGGACGAGCUGCUCAAAGGUGUCCAGGUUGGCAGCGAUGGCAACAUCCACUACGAGAGCUUCGUCAGACAAAUUCUUAGCCAGUGAAGAAGGGUUGCGCUGAGCGCCACUGUCCAGAUCUUCAUGGGCUAGCUACGAAUGACCGACCAUCUCGGACUGUAUCAAGUACGACGCGCGCCUCCAAGAUGUGAAGCAAUCAAUAUUGAAUGCUUGAAA